Nematostella vectensis (starlet sea anemone) is the source of this 2651-nucleotide messenger RNA. RefSeq lists its product as uncharacterized. Bases 194 to 1240 code for a protein of 348 amino acids. Lineage: Eukaryota; Metazoa; Cnidaria; Anthozoa; Actiniaria; Edwardsiidae. The transcript is spliced from 6 exons. The record is from RefSeq and is a predicted model, not a curated record.
ACAGGUGUGACCCCUCCCCAUUUGACCCACCCACAACAGAAAACCUGCACCCCAAAAGAUGAUACAUUUUGCUAAUUAUUGUUAUUUAUUUUAGAUAGUUUGUUUAUUCUUAUUUUGUUUUCCAUUUUGACUGUUUUGUAAAUUUCAGAUAUUUCAGUUUACGGGAUCCCCUAUUCUACACCUCCAUGAAAGUAUGCAAGAUAUAUCUAUGUCAGCACUUACCAUAUCCCAACUGGAUCAAACAAAGCAACAAUUUGGAAGGCUGUUUUCAAGACUUGAAGCUCUAGCAGACAUAUGUGACAUUCAUCUCCUGGAAACAUGGAAAGAGCUGCAAACUCCCCUAGGUACCAUCAAAAUUGCCCCAAAUGGCAACGUGUUAAUGGAUAGUCAAGUAUGGGACCAAAUAAAGACAACAAUCAAAGAAUUGGAUGAAUUGGAUGAAGGUAAUUCACUGGGCCAACUAGUGCAACAAUUUCAGAUGGCUCUAUACCAUCAUGCCCUCGGUAGUGAAGCUCCAUUAUAUGAGCCAGCAGCAAUGAAAGCGUUCACACAAAAACAGUCUCCAGGUCUGUUUGAAAUGCUUUUAAGUUCAAUAACAAGGGAGGACUCCAGACUCUCAGAUGAACAUCAAGCUGUACAGGAGCAAAGAACUGUUGUUCUCCUUCACACACUGGCAUAUUUCAGGUCUCAGAAAACUUCCACCCUACAAAAGGAUGAAGGGCUAUUCCUACAACACCAUGGUGCUUCUAGGACAGCAAUCAAUUCAGGAAGGAUACUUGGUUUCAGUACAAGUCCUAGAAAUAUUGAUUCUCACAAGAAAGCACUAAUAACAAAAUAUCCAGACAUACUGAUGAGAAAGGUUAUCCUGGCAACAGAGAAAGGAUUCCUAAUUGUACAACUGUUGGAUGACUUCCAUAAUAUUUUGCCUGUUAGACUACCAACAAAUCUGAAGCUAUCAUUAGCUACGCACAUGGCUAGUGGCCUACUGGACAUCCAUCCUUCAAUUCCUGCUGUUCCUAUUCCUACAAGAGAUACAAGACACAGCCGAGUGAUUGUGAAGAUAGGGAAUGAAAAUAAAAUUUGCAGAGGAGGAAUUGUUCUAGACUACAUAAAAGAGUUGUUUCAAAGACCAGUGUUAUCAAGAAUGUACUUGGAAACAAAUCACCAAUGCAUUUCACCAAAAAUACAUCCAACAACAACUAAAGGAAUUGAGGGUCUAUUCUGGGUUGUCGCACGAUGAGCUCUGUACCCUUGAGUCUACUAAUUUAAUAGAUGAGUUUGAGCUAUCUUUGAAAAGUGUGGAGGACUAUAAAUCAGCCAUUGAUCACAUAUUCCUGUGCUGUCCACAACUGGAACAUUACUUGAAAAAAAUUGUAGUACCAGCACCCGGGGACUGGCCAACUUGGUUUUAUCAAAAGAAACUCAUUGCUCAAGAAGUCAAUGCAGAUGCCAGUUUCUUAUCAGUCAUCCCAGAGACGGGCCCAUUUCAUGUUUUCCUGAAUCUACAAGAAGAUGUUGUAACAAUUUAUGACUUCUUAUUUAAAAAAGUGUACAAAGAGACAUUUGGAUCUGACUUACCCAACAAGCCAAAGCCUUUUCGCGUCAGCCUGGUAAUAACUGCUGUUUUUCUGGCGUGGGGCAAAUUUUGUGAUAAAGUUCUACUAAAAUUCAAGCUCAUACAUAGAGUAUGCUUCCAUUCUGUUUCUUUUAGAUGAGGUGGUUCCCAUAUCAUUCUUCCACUAUCCUGUUACAUUCAGGUCUGGAGACAUGGAAUCAUAUAUAACAAUGAUGUUAAAGUUAUCUCUACUGUUUAUAAUCUGGAAAAGGCAUCAUUAUGACAGAUCAACACUCUCGAUGCUUAGUGACUUUUCUUUUCACAAACAACAUUUUUCACAGUACCAUGAACUUAAAAAGAAAUGGAUGGCUCUAAUAACUGAAAAGAAAGUUGAAAUCUGGCAUAGUGUGCUACGCAGCUUCAUUUCAAGUUAUGACAGUGCUAGUCAAAUUAGGGACAAAGCCCUGUCAUUUGCUGCAUCAAAGACAGAACAGCUCUUUCAUAACUAUUUAACAACACCAUACAGUAGAGGUUAUUCUGAAAAAGACCUAAGUUUGGUGACUGGUACAGCUGCUGAUGCAUUACUGAAAAUCAUCAAGCAAGUUGGUCAAAAUCUGGGAAAAGCAAAGCAGGUUCCACAAGAAACAAAUGCAAGAGGGCAGCCUAAAGGAGACAUGAAAUUUUUUCUUCCUACCUUUGACACCACCAUUACUUCAAAAGCAAUGCCCCUUGGCUACACAUUUGUAAAAGAAGACCCUUCCACAAUACCUGAUCCUAAAUUAAUCUGUGACUACAAAAACUGCACGCAAUUAUCAACAACCAAUGUCAAUCGCCUUAACUGUUUUCACACAUUUCACAAUUUUUGUUUAGAAGAAGCUGGAGACCAGUGUCCAAUCUGUUCCCCUCACCUUGCUGAAAAUAUUGCAGAAAUCUGUUCAGCAUUUAAUGAAAGCUUGUUGAAACCAACAGCAAAAUCUACUAGAACCCCACAAAGCAAUCAAGAACCUGGUAGUAAUGAUGAGAAUGACAGCAUUAAUGUCAAAAGAAAUUGUGACCCUGAAUACUAUGACUCUGCACAAUGGGAAUCCCACAUUGA